Lactuca saligna is the source of this 306-nucleotide messenger RNA. The record is from the annotation of a GenBank genome assembly. NCBI's taxonomy places the organism in Eukaryota, Viridiplantae, Streptophyta, Magnoliopsida, Asterales, Asteraceae.
AUGGAGUUAGGUGGAUUACGAUUUCGUGGUUGGUCUGACCAGAAACAUGCAGUUGUCAACAAAUACAUAGAGAUGAGAAACCCAAAUAUUUUGUUCAGGAAUGGAUUGAUGAAGUUAUUUUUCUUAGAAGUUAAACAUGAAGGGAAAACGAUGCUUGAAGAAGCAUCUGCAUUAGGACAUUUGGAUUCAUCAUUUUUCCUGGGAAUGAUGCUGACGGUUGAAGGGAGACAUAAGAAGCAGGAAGCUUUAGAUAUGUUGAACAAUGCUUACCGCAUAGCAAAAGGUUUUGUAGGGAGUUUGGUAUAA